Messenger RNA from Capsicum annuum, 485 nucleotides. Its product is annotated as protein enabled homolog. The transcript has a single exon. The record is from RefSeq and is a predicted model, not a curated record. The annotation marks the transcript as partial. Lineage: Eukaryota; Viridiplantae; Streptophyta; Magnoliopsida; Solanales; Solanaceae.
CCUCUCUCUCUCUCUCGCCUCGGUCCACGGCCUUCGGCGCCGACCCGACCCGACCACCGGUCCCCGGCGUCGACCGCCGUCGCCGUCCGAACGGCUUUCUCUCUCUCCCUACCCCCUCUCUCUCCCGCGCCCCGGUCUCCGGCCCCGUCGCCGUCGCCGACCUACGGCGCCGACCCGACCCGCCCCCCGGCCCCGACCGCCGGUCACCGACGCCGACCCCCGUCGCCGAACGCCGGUUCCCCCCCCCCGCUAUACCCCCACCCCCCCUCCCACCCUUCUCUGUCCAGACCCCCACCCCCACCCCCACCCACCCCUCCUCCGACGCCGGUACAACAGUCCAACAGCCGAAGCUCGGUCUUCAGCCGCAACCGCCACUCGGUCGCCAGCAGCCGCAGAUCCAUCUCAGCAGCGUAAUCCCCCGGCAGCAGGUCGACGCGGGGCUUGGUUGCCGGCUUGGUCUACAAGCGAAAUCUGGUGACUUCUAA